Molecule: messenger RNA, 5303 nt
Organism: Neolamprologus brichardi
Lineage: Eukaryota; Metazoa; Chordata; Actinopteri; Cichliformes; Cichlidae
Gene: crtc1a
Product: CREB regulated transcription coactivator 1a
Biological process (GO): protein homotetramerization; positive regulation of transcription by RNA polymerase II
Cellular component (GO): cytoplasm; nucleus
Molecular function (GO): cAMP response element binding protein binding
Source: RefSeq, a predicted model, not a curated record
UGACCAUUGAAGGAAAACGGAGCAGAAGAGCGAAACAUGGCGACUUCGAACAAUCCGCGAAAAUUCAGCGAGAAAAUCGCUUUACAUAACCAGAAGCAGGCGGAGGAAACGGCGGCGUUUGAAGAAGUGAUGAAAGACCUGAGCAUAACCCGAGCAGCGAGGUUGCAGUUGCAGAAGACCAAGUAUUUGCAGCUGGGGCAGAACCGUGGGCAGUACUAUGGAGGAUCCUUGCCAAACGUCAAUCAGAUUGGAAACAGCACGAUCGACGUGCCUUUUCAGAAUUCAGGGCUCGACAUGAACAGGUCGACGCGACACCACGGAUUGGUGGAAAGAGUCUACCGCGAUCGGAACCGCAUCACAUCGCCCCACCGGAAACCCCUGUCUGUUGACAAACACGGACGACAGAUUGACAGCUGUCCAUAUGGCUCAGUAUAUCUCUCGCCGCCACCUGAUACUAGUUGGAGGAGGACAAACUCUGACUCAGCACUGCAUCAGAGCACACUAACUCCUGCCCAGCAGGCCUCCUUCACUGGAGGAUCACAGGAGCUGCAGCCAAAACGAGUCCUCCUACUCACCGUACCGGGGUCUGAAGCAAUUAAACAAGAGGUGGAUGAAGAUGGACAGAAACAUAACUGGGACAGCAAAAAAAACAUUUCAAGAUCCGAGCCCUGCAAAGUUCCUGGAAUCCACAUUUUCCCAUCUCCAGAACAGCAGCUGACCGCUUCGAUAAAACCAGCAGCCCACAACACUGGCGGUUCUCUUCCCGAUCUGACCAACAUCCAGUUCCCUCCUCCGCUGCCCACCCCCCUCGACCACGACGACCCAGCUGCCGCCUCAUUCGGCUCCCAGAGCAGCACACAGGCUCUGGGUAACACACAAGGAGUGAACACGUCUCAACCCACAGUAGCCAUGGAAAUCCAGGCCGGGCAGGAUAAUGUGAUUCCUCUCAUCCUGAACGCGGGAGACUCCCACCAGCACCAGAACCUGCAGCUCUCCCCAACAACUCCACCUCUCACUCUCUCCCAGGCAGCCAUUAAUGCCAUGAACCUGGAGCAGCAGCUGUCCCAGUACGCCUUCUUCAGCCAGCAGCCGUCGUCCCAGACACACCCAAACCAGCAACAGGCGGGUCUGGUCCAGCUGCCGUCCUCGGUGAACUCCUGCUCCCCGUCAGACAACCAGGCAUCCUCGCAAACCAACAUGACCAUCGACAUGAACGUGGCCUCGUCCCUUCAACAGUACCGCAGUAGGGUUGGAUCCUCUGCCAAUCAAUCUCCAACCUCUCCCGUCUCCAAUCAAGGCUUCUCACCCGGAGGCUCGCCUCAACAUAACUCCAUACUGGGCAGUGUGUUUGCAGACUUCUACGACCAGCAGCUGCCUUCCAUUCAAGCCAGUGCGCUCUCACAGCAGUUGGAGCAGUUCAACAUGAUGGAGACCCCCAUCAGCUCUGACAGCCUGUACAACCAGAACUCCCUCAGUUACUCCCAGGCUCUUAUGAUGGGUUUGACUGGCCACUGCAACCCUCAGGACACGCAGCAGCUUGGAUACAGUAGCCAUGGCAACAUCCCCAACAUCAUUCUCACAGUGAGUGGAGAGUCUCCACCCAGCCUGCCCAAGGACCUGUCUGGCUCGCUGCCCACAGAUGUCAGCUUUGAUGUGGACUCCCAGUUCCCGCUGGACGAUCUGAAAAUCGACCCGCUGACGCUGGAUGGCCUGCACAUGCUCAAUGACCCGGACAUGGUCCUCACCGAUCCCGCCACCGAGGAUGCAUUUCGCCUUGACAGGCUGUAACAAAAGUAGCGGGUGUAACAGGUGUGUGAACUUUGCUACAUAAAGCCGAGGGUUUCUGAGGAGAAGGUAUCUAGAAUCAGGCUGAUCAAAGGCCUCAUCUGGGCUGAGCAUCAAUUCCACACGAACCAACCCAAUCGACUCCCACAAAUGAGCUCUUAAAAUGUUUCUAUAGACUGCUGCCAGCUUCCCUUUAAUGGUUCUCUCACUACCUUUUGUAAUUAAUGGAUCCUGUUGCGAUUUAGAUGAUAUACCCGGUUUUUAUUCGAGGAAGCUUAAUGAAAAUUUGGGGGCAUAAACAGCCCGGUCUCUAAUUCUCCAUCAAUGACUGGCUAAACUAUGUCUGUAGAGCAAACCCGUAAUAAAUCACACUAUAGCGAUCGCACGGCUGUUAACAUAGAGUAGCUUGAUGACUCAGAGGAAACACCUGUUGAGCUUAACCUCCCUCUGUCCCAAGCUGUAAUGGAAGCCCCGGUGAGGCGAUGAGUCACCCUUUUGCAAGCUCAUUUAUUUUUAGGGGAUGCUGAAUUUUGAUUUUUAUCAUAGUCAGUGGCGGUCAUCAGUUUAUGCAUGAAAUCACAAAUCACUGUGCAUACUUGUUUUGCCUUAAUAGCGUCUACAUUUUGGUUUUCAUGCAAAGACGACUCUUAUGUAGAUGAGGAAGAAAGAGGGAAAAAAACAAAGAAGCAUUUUAGGGAUGGAGUAAUUUUUUACAGGUGGUUUGGCCUACGUAAUCCGCCGUUGUGUCGUCACUACCAUAUCAUUUAUCAGCUUCAUUUAUCGCACCUAAACGGAUAAAUGAGGAAUACGAGCUAGAUGUUUACAGGCUUUGUUUUAUAUUUUACAUGUACAGAAUGUGAUUAGAGUUUGCGUAACGGUAUCUAUGCAAAACUACAGCGAUCGAUUUGGGACUGUAAAAUGAAACACACACAUCGAACCCUUAUACGCAGGAAGGCAACGUGCAGGAUUCUUAGAGGACGCACGCCGACCGUGCCAUGUUACUUUUGAAACUGUUUCCGUUCUUUCAGACUAGUGAGGUGUAGAGAUGGUGGGGGGAAAAAAAGGCACACUGAGCGUGGCACACAGGAUUACUCCCAAAGAUGUGACCUCAGCGUAGUUGAAAUAUAUAUAUGUAUAUUUUUCCAGACAAUUGAACUGCCUCUAUAAUAGAACAGAAUUGUUGAUACAAAGAGAAUGUAUUUAGGUCACAUCUGUACAACCAUGUUGUUGCCAUCCUGUCAUCCUCAUUGCCUCUCAUAACUAGCCUUUAUGUCCUUAAGGACACAUAUUGUUUCCCCAAAGCGGAUAUGACAUCCUGCUUUAAGUUUUAUGUGUUGCUUUGCUCGUUUCCCUGACACUACAGCAACUCUAUGUAUCCGUUUUCUCGUAGCGCUCGUGUUGUCCGUGCCCUUUAUCGGUUCGUUCCGUAUCGCUCUGGUCGCUCUCGUAGUCGUAUGCUUUCGUGCUUUAAAAAUCCUCCGUGAAAUCAGUGCGUGUUUCAGUAGAUGAGUCCUUUGAGUUCAUUCAGAAACGUGUCUCAUUAUUGCACUUUAUGCAUUUAUUUAAAACACUGAUUUCUCAGAGUGUAUAUACCAAACCCCCCGUCCCCACCUACCCUCGUGACUGUUAUGUGCACUGGACCUGUCUGUCCUGUCUUUGAUAAAACUUGCCUUCUUGUAAAAAAAAAAAAAAGAAGAAGAAGAAGAAAAAAAGAAAAGAAAAAUGAAAAAAGCAAAUUGAAUUAUAGUUAUUUUUUGAAAACUUCUAUAAAAAAUCUAUUGAAGAGAGCUGAGUUUUUACUCAGUCGGUGAGUAUUUUGUUACACUGUUACACAUUUUUCUUUCCUAAACUUUUUGCACGCAGGUGCGUCUGUCGUGUCGCUGCAGCUCUGACUGCAUCAUGUCGGACUAAAGAAAACCAAACAAUGCUCGAAGACGUUUGUAAUAAAUUAUUAAUCAGCAAAAAAAAGAAAAAAGAAAAACAAACAAACCACGGUUCAAGUUACAAAAAUAGUGCAUUGGACAUUUGCAGUAAGUGUUAUUGUAAUACUGUGCCAGAUGGGAUGAGUCAGUCCCUGAAAAGUAUUUUGCAGAAUUAAUAUUGCAGUUCAGUGCAGGUAGAAUAAAAUGUAAAAUAGAUAUAGAUUCAUUCCCAGGACACUAUUCGGCUGUUAUGUUCCUGAAACAUCGCGUCUGUCGAUGUGUGUCGAGGAACCCUGUGCCGGCAUAUUUAUUUUCAUGCAACACAAAACUAUGAUUGAAUCUUAAAAUUAGAUUUUUAAGCUUUUUCCUUUAAAAAAACAACAACAACAAAACAAAAUAUUUCAGAUGCAUCAUGUUUGUCAGUGACCCUGCGUUCUAGUUAUCACUGUGGGAAAGCGGGUUGGUUGUUUUUCUAUUUUAAUAAUUUUGUGACUGCACGAAUCUCCUUAAGUGUUUUCUCUUUAUGGCUUGUUUUUUUAAAAACUCAUUUUAUUUUUAAGGGUUAGGUCGAUUUUGUUUGUCUGAGCAAGCGUGUUGUUUUUUCCCCCUUGUUCGCUAAACUCGUCUUUUGUCCCUCUUUGAUUCUGCAUCGUGUACAGGCUACGUAACUGCUAAGUGAAGCCUAAAAGCAUCAGAUAUGUGGUAAUCAGCCUUUCAUGCACAUGUAGAAGCCGCUGUUUGAUACUGUGUUUUAUACCGCAAUAUCCAGUAUGCGCUUAUUUUCCCGUGGAACACCCACACAGAGUUUUGAUUAUGUCAUGGUAAAUCUAUAGACUAGCUUUGUAUAUUGCUGUAUGGUAGGAACAAUGUUUUUCGUGCUUUAUGUGAUAUGAUGUCAAAGUAAGAAAAUGCACUGAGAAAUACUGUGCUGCAAUAUGUCAUUGUGGCUCUAUAUUCUCUGCUGGACCUCCAGACUUUAUAGUGAGCCUGACAUCUUUUGUGGGUUCUUUAUUUCCGUUUGUUUUUUGUUUUGUGUUUUUUUUUUUUAAAACACUUUUUGUGCUCAUGUAGAUAAGCGCUGACUGAUGCGUCGCCUGUUACUGCCACCUUUUUAAGCAGUAACGUUCAAGUAUCGCACCAGUGUUUACAGAGACAAGAGUUUACAGCAAAGCAACGUUUGUUUUCCUCUACCUUAAAAUGUUUCAGCUGAGUUAAAUACUGUAUCUGGAAAAACAGACUACAUGCAUGUAGAACCACUUGCAGUGUAGAUUAGCUAAACAAUUUUGUGGUUUAAACAGUGAAUCAGUAAUGUUGAACAGUUAUUUCAAUAUUAUUAUUUAUUAAUUCAGAGUUAUCUGAUAUUUCGUUUGGACCUCGUCCAUAUGCAUUUCAAGGCCCUUGAAGCACUUUUCAUUUACUUGAAAAACUUUUAUUCUGCAGGAAUUCCACUUCCUGUUACAUAUUAGACUAUUUAGAUUCUUUUGGUCUUUACUUCAGAGCAGAUUUGUCUACAGCACUGUAUCUUUUUUCUCCUUCUUUUUAAAGUAAAAUCAACAUUUGCACCAAAGGUAAAAAAAAAAAAAAAAAAGAGAGCCA